Molecule: messenger RNA, 1369 nt
Organism: Zeugodacus cucurbitae (melon fly)
Lineage: Eukaryota; Metazoa; Arthropoda; Insecta; Diptera; Tephritidae
Exons: 4
Coding region: 72-665 (197 amino acids)
Source: RefSeq, a predicted model, not a curated record
UGAAAAUCUUUUAACAAAAGUUUUUCAAAUCAUAAGUAACGUCAAGAUGUUUUCAAAACAAUUAGCAAGAAAUGUCGUAUUAUUUUCAAACAACAAUAAUUUACUGCAUAUUUAUAUUUUUGAUGUGCUUGCAUGGAGGAAGAUCACAGUACAAUAUACAUCGGAGAGAUCUAGUGCCAAAGGUGGAUGUCAGCGACCCAACGAAAGGUUUAACCGAUGCCGAAAUCGAUAUGGCGCUAGACGAUCUCUCCUUAUCGGAUUUGAAUGUGCUAAACAAGCUGAUUGAUCGGCCGAAUGCGCCGGAUUAUGACUACGUCGAUUACGACAGUCACAACUAUGCACUGGGGCCACCGCGUGAUCAUACCUUCGACGGAAACCCGAUGGACGAUGAUUCGAAUAUAAACUAUUAUGAUGACAUAGAUGAGCCACAAAGAGAUGCGCGCAAUCCUUUACAUUUCAAAAUACCGCGCAAGAGCUUAAUGCCCUUCAUGGAACAAACGGAGAAUCAGCGAACGAAACGCGACAAUGGACGGGAAAUAAAACAGGCUGCCGUGGAUGCAGAGUAUAUAAGGCAACUGGAGAACUCUUUUCCACGUGACCAGGAGCAAAAUAACAAUGAGGAGAGCGAAGACAAGAAGGAGCAUAUACGCGUGAAACGCAAUUGAGUGCAGCAACUGGAUCAAGUCAUAUAUAUUACAUUCUAAUUUAUAAACUUAUAUUUUAUGAUUUCAAUAAAUUUAUAUAUUUAUCAAUAAGUGCAGCACUGCCACAAUAAACCACUCACCGCUGCAAGCCCUCAAGCAUGAGGGGCGUUAGAAAGACAUUAACCUGUCCUUUGAGACGUGCCACCACCGAAGUGCAGGCUGCACCCUCCGCUUGUAGGCUCAUAAAUUCACCAUCGUCGAAACCAUUUGUCGUCUUCUCACUCUCCUCCUCCUUCAACAGCACACUGGGAUCCCACGGAUGCGACUUUGGACCGCCCAUAAAUGUGGCCGAACUAUUGCUGCCGGUGGCAUUCUCAUAGCGUGGCACCACUUUGAUCUCACGCCAGCAAGCAUACAAAUCGAAGUGUGGCAACAUUUUACUGCCAAUAUAGGUUAGACCGCCAUCUUCGUUUUCGUGAAACAUGGGCGUCGAAAAUACGUCCGGACCGGAUGGAAAUGAGCACGCAGUCCAGUUGAAACACUUCACUUGCGACAAAUGAUUCAAAUAGCUCGCCAUCAGUAAUGGUGAGUCGAUGAUGGGACGAUUCACUUGUUGGUGUAAGUUGACGAGCGCGACAUCCUCCUGCGAGGACAUGGCCGAGAUGAAAGAGUUAGAUGACAGUGAUGGUGUGCCGGAAGAAGAGCCACGAGAGUCCACCUGUUGA